Triplophysa rosa is the source of this 2891-nucleotide messenger RNA. It is a transcript of the gene sgca, whose product is annotated as sarcoglycan, alpha. The record is from RefSeq and is a predicted model, not a curated record. The transcript has 9 exons. Bases 15 to 1151 code for a protein of 378 amino acids. Gene Ontology annotation, cellular component: membrane; sarcoglycan complex. Lineage: Eukaryota; Metazoa; Chordata; Actinopteri; Cypriniformes; Nemacheilidae. Gene Ontology annotation, molecular function: calcium ion binding.
ACCUGUCAAGCAAAAUGGCAGACAAAGAGAACUGGGCUGUGGCAAUAACAGUUUUUUUAACCAGCUUGUUGGUGGGCCAGGCAGACAUUAUCACAGAAGCGCCUGUAGGCCAGCUGUUUGUCUACGAGUUACACAGAGAAGUUUUCCAGCGUGAAUUUGAGCCGUUUCAUACAGUUUACGAACACAUUUAUAAUGAUCCCUUGGUGUUUAAAUGCAACAAAGAGAGAUUUCCAGAUCUGCCCCGGUGGCUCCGCUUCACCCAGAGGGACCCCUAUGAUAAUGGCUUUCUUUAUGGUACACCAUUGCCAGAGGACCAGGGCAGAAAUAUUAUCCAGAUUUUUGUGACAAACAGAAGAAGCUAUGUUGACGUGAUUAAAGAGAGGCUGGUAAUAAACGUGGGCCCUGCGGUAAAGCAAAUGCCAUACCAGGCUGAGUUCUUCUUAGAGCUGCGAGAUAUUGAGAAAGUGCUGCCCUCUGUUGUUCAAGAGGACAUUAAAUCAGACAUCAAGAAACUCUGGGACACAGAGAAGCUGGAAUUUGUGAACAUAACAUCUGCUCUGGACAGAGGCGGUCGGGUUCCACUUCCUCUUGCAGGAUAUUUUGAGGGCGUGUAUGUUAAACUGGGUUCAGACAAGCCGUUUUCUGAAUGCAUGCUGAGAACGCUGACGCCGGAGCACGAGAGAAAGUGUGCAGCUGGAGGCAAGAUGCCCGGAGAGUGCAACACGUGCUUCUAUCCGAUCAACUGCAUAACCUGGUGCAAAACUGUCCUGUUUGAUCUGUCCAAGCCAAUUCCGCCUGCUCGGGUCCCUACUGUGGGUUCAGGCAUCCUUGAGUGGGGAGGAGAGUUCAACCCUCCAGAUUCUCCACCUGAGAGAGACUUCUUCCCCGAUUACAUCAUCACCAUCAUCAUUCCCUUUGUCAUAGCCGUGAUCCUCUGUCUCAUCCUGGCAUAUGUCAUGUGCUGCAGGAGAGAAGGAGUUGUAAAACGAAACACCACGACCCCCGAUGUCCAGUUGUACCAUCACCACACCAUCCAGGGUAACUUCAAUGAAUUGCGGAGAAUGGCUGGACGUGAUAGGUCCACUGCGGAUCGCCCUCGUCAGUGCUUACAGCCCCUCAUCAUGUCAGAGCAGACAAUGGCAGGACGCUGAGUUGACGUCUCACACUUUUCUAGGUUGCCUGCAGAAUUAGAGACCUUUCUUUGUUUUCGAGGUUCACAAUUAUGUUGCUUUGUGUGCCUUUUUCCCUCAUGUACUCAUGUUGCUCCAAAACCUUGUGUGGAACACAAAAGAGGACACUUUUCGUCGAGAUGUUUUCUUGCUGUGUUAAAAAUCUUUAUGAUGUAUCGGCUCAACAGGACUAUGAAAGUGAAUUUUGGUUUGGGUUCCCAUAAUUAAAAUUUGGAUGUUGGUUGUCUAUGCAAGGCUGUAAUACAAAAGGUGUCCAUUAUUAUUCCUUUUAUGGAAAGUAUUAUUUCUUAAAUAUGAAUAUAUUCAUUGAAUAAUUGUUUCUUUUCAAAAACAAGGUGUGCAAAUAAAUGUCUGAUAUCAGAAUAUACUGUAUACUUGUAACAGAAUUAUCUGGAAACCGUUUAUCAACAUGCAUUUCAAAACACAUUUUCACAUCCACAUCUCAAACGUCUGAAAAUAAAAUCGAAAUUGAGUGGUUGGGUGAAAGCAUAGUCAUUUGUUUAAUUUCUGGUUAGAGAAAGGCAUUGAGGCCAUUGCAAGAAGAUAACAUAUCCAGGUGACCACAUAAACAUGCUUUAUUUCAACAUCCAAAAUAAUUAAAAACAUCUCGAAAUACUAUACAUGUACAAAAUAAGUACAGAUCCUUUGCUGGAACCAUUUGAGGGUCUAUUUCGUUUUUGCCGCCUCAUAUCACGUUUGCAAGCAACCUUUCACUAAAAACAAAUCAAACAAACAAACAAAACGAUGUGCAUUUCAUUUGGAAAGAAAGAUUCAAUCGAAAUGAGGGGGAAGCGGCAUGUACAUGGAAUUGUAAGAAAAGCGGGGGUCUUAGAAAUGAAACGAACUGGCAAUCAGUCCAUUCACUUAACCCAGAUUAUGUGCAAAUCUACAGUAACCAAUCCAGCUAUUUUCUCCCUUUCUCUCGCUUCUGACACUUUGAUAUGAGCAGAUGCAUCACAUUGACAGCAAGACAUUCUGUUGACAUUUAGCACCAAAAAGGCCCUGCAAAAGUUUGCUUCUCUCUAAAGCAUACCACAGACAGGACCUGUAUAGAGGAAGUAGCACCUUUUCAUAACUUUUACUCGUUUUUUUACUUUGUGAUCCUAGAACAGAAACUGCCCUCACAUCCCCCACAUGCUCUUUUUUUGUCCUGAGGUAGCCAUUAUAGCAAGAUGACGUUGUACCAUUUUUCCUACAUUUGGUUCCCUGCCUGAUGUUUUGUUUUUCUCUCUUUGGUUUAGAAGGAACAAGACACUGGGCAGUUGUUUGUCAUAUUUAUUCAACACCAGAGAAUGGUACAUUAGCAUUUACUUGUUUCUCGUUGUCCUUUCGCAGUGGUCAAAAGUGGCAAAAAGGUCACCAGUAUUUUCUGAGGUGAUCCGGGGGCGGGGUGUUUUACAAGUAUAUAUUAUUUUCUUGUUGUCAGCUGACGCAACGGAUGCUCGCUACGUGUCCUUGAUGUUGAUGCUGGCUGAUGUAGUGGUCCUCAAUUUUGUCUAAAACAUUAUGUUAGGAACGCAAUCACAACAAGCACCGUCCUCGGGAAUUCAGGUUUAAGCACAUGGACCGAUUGCAGCCGAAAUGCAGAGGAAAAGAUUUGAAGAUGACUGCUAGCAAAAAACAACAAAGUCAUGUCCAGAUUUUUUUUUUACAAGAAGCAGACUGGGCCAACUUCUGCACCGAAUUCCUGAUUGGGAGCAC